AUGUAUACAAAUUAUGUUUUAGAUAUAAAAAAUUUCAAAGGAAACGUUGAAAUAUCAGUUGUGCCCAAGUCAAAAGGCAUAGCCAAAAGUUUUUUUUAUAUAAUAAUAUUUACUAUACUCAUGGGAUUUAUUUCGCCCUCAAUUUUUUUUAAUAAAUUGGAUGUUCAUUACAAUAACUACAUAAAAUUGUUAAUAAUAAUAGCAAUCGAUUUGAUUAUUUUCAAAUUAAAUCUAAACUUUGGAGAACGUUUAUCUAUUUAUCCAAGCCAUGGUAUUUUGUAUGAAAAAUAUAAAAUUCCUUAUAUAAAUACUAAUUCACUGUUUAUUGCCAAACAAGACAUUAUAAAUAUUGUGAUUAAUGAAGUUUUUGUUAAAUCCUGCAGAGUAGUUCAUAUGCUAGUUGUAAUUAGAAAAGACCGUUGCAAUAACACAACAACUUUAUUCAAAAAUACUAUGCCUCGAUUAAAAGAUUUAAUAGAAAUAUACAACAUAUGUCAUACCCAUUUUGGUAGGUCAAGUUCCCAUGGUGCCUGA
This is a messenger RNA of Saccharomycodes ludwigii, 534 nucleotides long. It is a transcript of the gene GPI15, whose product is annotated as phosphatidylinositol N-acetylglucosaminyltransferase GPI15. The record is from RefSeq and is a predicted model, not a curated record. The coding region runs from base 1 to 534 and encodes 177 amino acids. NCBI's taxonomy places the organism in Eukaryota, Fungi, Ascomycota, Saccharomycetes, Saccharomycodales, Saccharomycodaceae. The transcript has a single exon.